UUUCCAGGUGGGAAAACUGCAUCCCAGAGGCAUCCAGUGACAUGGCCAAGGCCACACGUUGUAGACACCUGGGCUGGGACGCAGGACAGAAACAUGGCCAGCCUGAAGAUGCCGCUCCUGGCUGCCCUUGUCCUCCUUGCUGUGGCUCUUCAAGCAAUCAAGGCAGGCCCCUAUGGCGCCAACGUGGAGGACAGCGUCUGCUGCCGAGACUACAUCCGGCACCCCCUGCCCCUGAGAGUGGUGAAAUAUUUCUACUGGACUUCAGACUCCUGCCGGAGGCCUGGCGUGGUCUUGCUAACCGUCAGGGACCGGGAGAUCUGUGCUGACCCCAGACUGCCCUGGGUGAAGAAGAUUCUCCAGAAGCUGGACCAAUGAGGAAGGGUCCUGCCCUAAGGAGUGUGGCCUCAGCUCCUCCAGGAAGGCUCGUGGGGCCCGACCUCCCUGCCAUUACAGCUGCUCCCCAGCACAAGCCUGUGCCAACGACUCACUCUGCCGUCCCUGACCUCCGACCCUGUAGCUAUCACCCUCGGUCAAGCCCCAGACUAUCGUUCUCAUCUUCCCUUUUGCCCC
Manis javanica (Malayan pangolin) is the source of this 570-nucleotide messenger RNA. It is a transcript of the gene CCL22, whose product is annotated as C-C motif chemokine ligand 22. Lineage: Eukaryota; Metazoa; Chordata; Mammalia; Pholidota; Manidae. Gene Ontology annotation, biological process: eosinophil chemotaxis; inflammatory response; positive regulation of cell migration. The record is from RefSeq and is a predicted model, not a curated record. Gene Ontology annotation, molecular function: chemokine activity; CCR chemokine receptor binding. Gene Ontology annotation, cellular component: extracellular region.